UUUGCAAGGAAAGGAGUUGAGUCAAUCUGCUACUAGCCUACUGCCAACGGUAUAGUCCUGUGUGGGAUGGGUGGUGAGGACGACUAUAGAUUCAUGGCCAUAGAAGAUGCCAUGGCCUCACUCAACCAAAAAGUUAACAUCAUCGGCGUUGUAGUGGAAAUGGGCAUGCCUAAGCGGUCCAAAGGAACUGAUUGUUUUUGUACUGUAAAGAUAGUUGAUCAAUCACACAGGAGUUCUGGGAUAUCUGUUAAUGUUUUUGCUGAAAAUAUGGAAAAGCUUCCACAUGUCGAGUCAGCUGGAGAUAUUAUUCAGUUUUCCCAUGUAGUGAUGAAGACUCAUGGUCAGGAUGUAAAUGCUGUUUUCAACAAAAAAUUCUCUUCAUUUGCCAUCUUUGAAGGGAAAUAUGGUGAAGAUUUCAGUCCUUAUCAAGUUUCUUCAAAUUUCCGCCCUAGAGACCAGGACAAGAAGUUUGUAAAAGACUUGAGAAAAUGGUUGGCUGAUUCUGAAAUUGAUAAAGGGAUGAAAGAACCCCUGUCGUUGAGAGAGAUCAGGGAAGGAGAACGUGUUGAUUUGUUUUGUAAGAUUCUUCAUAUCUGUGAAGUCACUAAAGAUGAGUGGAUAAUCUUUGUUUGGGAUGGAACUGAUACUCCUCCAGUUAGUGUCCAGACAGUGCUGGAAGAUGAAAUGGACAAUCCACUUCCUUUACAAUUGGAGUCUUUGCCUUUAAGUAGAGAUAUUUUGUGUACAUUUCCUACUGUGGGAACUAUAUUAAGGGUGAUUGUUGAUCAAGGCAGUGAGAAGCUUAGCCUCCACUUACUAAAGGUUGGAAAGUGGGUGAGAUUUCUCAAAAUAAUCUGUGAAGUGCAAGCAGGAUUGUGGCGUGGUGUGUUGAUGCCUUCAACAAAGCUUCGAUAUAUGCCAGAUGCUGACCUUCUUGUAUCACAACGGCAAAGAUUUUAUGAUGAGCGGCUGUCUUCAAAAUGGGAGCGGAUGCCAUUGUCAAGCUUUCCUUGGCCUUCUCGUAUCACAGAGACUGAUUAUGAGCAUGUGCCAGUUGUUACAUUGAUGGAUGUUGUCACCCAUUCAGAGGUAACAGCUAAAUUCAAGUGUGUAGUUCGAGUUGCAGCAAUAGUUCCUUGGCGUGCAGAGGACUUCUGCUCUCCUCCUGGAACAUAUAGGACGAGGUUGACUCUGGAGGAUCCAACUGCCAGAAUCCAUGCUUUUGUGCAUGCUGAAGAUGGGGUAAUAAUAUGAUCUUGCCAGUUUAAUUUACAUUCUCUAAUUUAAAGAUCACAAGAUACAACGACAAUUAAAAGUUCCAGGUACAAAAAAUCGUUCAUUCAAUAUUACUUUCUCAUUUGCUUUCCUUGUGUCAUGCUUGUGGAUUUAAGCCUGCUAUGCUUGUCACAACAAAUUCAUAUAUAUAUCUUUUUUAUUUCAACUAGUGUGACACCUGUUUGUAUUCUCCCUCUUAUUGCAUAAGCAACUAGGGCAAAUUUCAAAUUCAUUUUCCAAGAGAACAUUUAGUGCAUUGUUUGAAAUGCUGUAAUAGGGAACGAAAAUGAGAAAUUUAUUGUCUUUCAUGCAUUACCACAUUUGGAUUACUUAUGAUUAGAAAUAAAAAGUACAUUCUUAUUGGAGUCAAAACCCGCUCUUAUUAGGAUUUUGAUUUCUUUCUUCAACUAUUCCUGUACUUAUUUAAGUGCACCAAACACAACCUUGGAUAUGUUUAGAAUGUUGGAAUAGGGAAUGAGAAUGAAUUUCCAUUCCCUAUUUAUUAUUGCUUUUAGAUCACUUAUUAUUAGUAGGAAUAAGAAAAAAAAUUCAUUCUGGAAAAAUUUAGGACCAGAUAUAUGAAUAUACAUUUUCUUAACUGUAAUAGAUGAAAAAGCACAGUUACAAAGCUCCUUUUAGAAUUGCUUUUUAACAAUUUCCUUUGUAUCUUUUGGAGUUUGCCCUUGCUCAAUUUGCUCAACGGUGUACAUGGUUAGUCAUUUCUUUCAUCUUUGUCCAUGGUAGGAGAAGUUUUUUGAGGGUUAUCCCCCAGUUGAUGUGUUGAAAAGGAAACGAAACAAAUUGCUGGGCAUAGCUGAAAGCGAUGACGGCAAUGAAAUCAAUAAUGCUCCCAGAAAUCCACCAUGGGUGCAGUGUUGCAUUAAGUCGUAUUACCUUGUAAAGGGUGAUGUUUGGGGCAGUAGGAGGUAUCGAAUCUUUGGCACCAGGCUGGUAACGUAAGAGUUUUAUGACCAUGGUUAGAUGUGUAGCUUACCUUUUUUCCUUCUCUUUUUGUUUUCCCCACAAUGUACAAAGCAGUUCCACUGCAUGUGUAAAUUUUGUCCAUGGACCCAAAAAAAAAAAAACAAUUUGUAGAAUGAUGAAUUUGUCAUCAAAGUGGUAGAAAUAGGUUUUGUUUGUUUGGUUCCAAUUUUCAAGAAAAGUUGGAGA
Vitis vinifera (wine grape) is the source of this 2445-nucleotide messenger RNA. Its product is annotated as protection of telomeres protein 1b. The record is from RefSeq and is a predicted model, not a curated record. Gene Ontology annotation, biological process: regulation of telomere maintenance via telomerase; telomere capping. Gene Ontology annotation, cellular component: chromosome, telomeric region; nuclear telomere cap complex. Bases 67 to 1254 code for a protein of 395 amino acids. Gene Ontology annotation, molecular function: G-rich strand telomeric DNA binding; telomerase inhibitor activity. The transcript has 9 exons. Lineage: Eukaryota; Viridiplantae; Streptophyta; Magnoliopsida; Vitales; Vitaceae.